This is a messenger RNA of Gallus gallus (chicken), 2465 nucleotides long. RefSeq lists its product as uncharacterized. Bases 1 to 1218 code for a protein of 405 amino acids. Lineage: Eukaryota; Metazoa; Chordata; Aves; Galliformes; Phasianidae. The transcript is spliced from 6 exons. The record is from RefSeq and is a predicted model, not a curated record.
AUGUGCCGAGGCACCGGGCGCCUGCCGGGGAGCCCCGGAGCCACUGGGAGGCUGAGGGGAGCCACCCCGGCUCUGUGCCAGCAGCUGCAGGUCUGCAUGCCUCCAGGCGGCGAGGGGCUGAGCGCGGAUCUCCCAUGUCCCAGCUCCUUUCAAGUGUUAAAUCCUGACCGCUUUAUUGACGCCUCCAGUCCUCCGUUUGAUUCUCUGGAAGUCAAUAUUCGCCGUGUUCCAUCAUCAAACACAAAGCCGGUAAUCAGCUCCAUCACUGGGAGCCAACUGCUGCCUUUUAGCAAACACCCCGCCCCGCAGAAGCCCGUUUCGAUAAUCAGUGUUUCCAAUCGGGCUCUGGACGACGAUUCCGCGGGCGGGACGGGACGGCUGCGGCCGGCAGAGCCGAGGCCCCGACAUGGCGGAGGCGGCGCUGCACCCUCCUCGGCCGCCAGGGGGCGCCGCAACCGCGCGGCGGCGGCAGGGCCCGAACCCGGCGCUCCGCUGCCGCGCCGCCGCCGAAGUACCGCGCUGCGCCCCUGCCCGGCCCGGCCCGGCCUGCCCUGCCCGCCCGCGGAGCGGUGCGCCGCGGCCGCCCCGGAGCUCGGCGCCGAAGCCGCCGUCCCGCGGGCCGCGAACGGUGUUUGUAAUUUCUACGUUUUUACACGUUCGUUUAUUUGUUUUUAUUUUUCGCGCUCCGUGCUCCGCGCCGCGGGACGCGAAGGGCGAGGGGGGAAACGCAGCCGUCGCCUCGCCGUUUACUCGAGAGAAAUCGGGGCGAGCAGCGAGAGGAGCUCCCGAGCCCGGCCCCGCCGUGCCGCCCCGCCGCCGCCCGCAGGAAAAGCGGCCUUCUGGUUUGAGCGCGCGUGUGAUGGCGCUGCCUUCGAAAUACAGACGCUCCGGCUGAAAUCCGCAUCGACGCUUCUCGCUGCAGCCUCGGGGCGUCCGCGCUGUAAGGCUCCGGCCGUUCGUGCCGGCGCACCGAGACGCCGACUCCGGACUGCGUCACGGAGCAGCUUCAGCCGCACCGCCGCGCGCGUAGCACCCCGCCCCCCCGUGACAGUGCUGAUGGGCCCGCUGGCACGGACAAGUGUAGCUGAAGAAAUUAAUGUACUUUCCCGACCCCGGAUCCCGGUGCCCGCACCCGAGCGCGUUGCAGAGGGCCGCCCGGCGCUGGGUUUGAGAGCGGCCCGAGAAGGAGACGCCCUUAGGACGGAUCGUAGAUCGUAGACCGGGGAGGUUCCGGCGGGCACAGCGCGGCUCGGCUGGGAGCGGCACGGGGUGACGGCCGAGAGCCCCGGGCGCCCCGACGGCGCGGGCGGCCCUCGGCGUCACCGCGGCCCCUUCGGGGCUGAUCCCGUGGCCCCGGGUGGGCAGCGAGAGAACGAACCAACGUGUCCUUGGGCCAGAGGGGACGUGACACCGGCCGCCUGUUCUCCUGCCUCUCACGGCCCCGCAUCUUCCCAGCUCCCAGCGCAUUGAGCCCUAUCGUUUUGAUCCCUGGCAAUAAACUCAGGGCCUUCAGCAAUUAACUCACGCUCUUCAUCAAACUGACACUCCGUAUAGGGAAGGUUGUUAUUUCCUAGGUAAGCAGGACUUUAAGCUUAAAGGAGCCUAAAAGAGCAGUUUGAGAAAAAUGCGUCCUGCGGGCAGGGCCCUCAUCUCGGGGAUUUCAGGAGCGGCAGUUUGGCCCCUGCCCGGGUACGUCGUUCUGGCAGCCAACAGCCGUUAGGAGCCGAUCCCCCGCUCCAUGACACACUGCGUCGCUCGGUACUGCCCGGCGUGCAUUUGUGAGCCCCCGGGCCGUGCUGCCCGACCCCCGGCACUGGGAACGCUUCCCAGCCGAGCCGCGGGCGGCGGGAAGGUUCCCGUCCGUUGGGUGCUGCUCCCGGGGCCUGGCACAGCCGGGGGGCGGCUGCCGGAUUGCUGCCGGCUCCGCACGCCGGUGGGAGGGGGUUGCACCGCGUCCGUUGGUCGCUCUUGGCUGGGUUUUAUUUAUUUACUUUUUUUGCUCAACGGUUGCCGCUCUCUGUGUGAGGUCGACGCAGCCCGUGGCACCCCGCAGCAGGACGGGGGCUCCCCUUCCUCGGGGACGGCACCCGGCCGCUGUCUCGGCCCCAGGCGAGGGCUUCCGCGGCCUCCGCGGGGCCGGAGAUGGACGCGUACCGCCCGCGGAACCCGACCUGGGCGCGGCCAGGAACCCCCCCGGCUCGACCCCGCCGCCUUCGCCCCGCCGCCGGGCCUCGGCUCACCCCGAGCGGCUCCGGUCUCCUCCGAGCCCCCUCCCGGGCGCUGCGGGCGGGUUUGUCGCUGUCCCCACGUCACGCCCCGCCCGGGCUCUCGCGUGUCAUUACCCAAAUCCCAGCGAAGCGCCCGGCAGGAGCCGUCAGGCGCAGGCAGCCAGACAGUUUUCUUGUACUUUAUUAAAGUGUAAUCAAACAUCGGUUAAGUGGAAAAUAAAUAUCCAGAUCUAAUAA